Westerdykella ornata is the source of this 1294-nucleotide messenger RNA. RefSeq lists its product as uncharacterized. Gene Ontology annotation, cellular component: extracellular region. Gene Ontology annotation, molecular function: cellulose binding. The record is from RefSeq and is a predicted model, not a curated record. The transcript is spliced from 7 exons. The coding region runs from base 401 to 1294 and encodes 297 amino acids. Gene Ontology annotation, biological process: carbohydrate metabolic process. NCBI's taxonomy places the organism in Eukaryota, Fungi, Ascomycota, Dothideomycetes, Pleosporales, Sporormiaceae.
GUCAAGCUUGCCUCCCCGCCGUGUUCGUAGAAAAGGUUUUAUUAGUACUACGGAUAAACUCUUGAUAUUAUGUUCUCCUUACUCGUUGCAUACGGUUACCAGGAUGUUUCUGCACCCUUCCAACCGCAUCCGUCACUCGCCUGACCAAGCCACCCGCGGAGGGUGGAGACCAGCAUGCAGACCAGGGUACAGGCACCAACAGGGGAGAGUGCACUGAGAUGUGCUCACAUACGAAGUCACGGGGACUAAAAUCAUUAACCAGACAGUCCUGGAGGGAACAAGCCUCCGAAAAAACAUAUAAUGCUGCCGAAGUACGUUUCCAUUGCUAACCCGCCACAGUCUAUUCGUUGCUUCCUUUCUUACGGAAUCGUACCCGCAAGUCUUCUAUUCAUUCCACAUAAUGAAGUGCUUAGCAUUCAUUUCGACAUGCGCAUCUCUGUUGUCAGUGGCAACUGCUCAUGGCGGCGUUGGCACAUAUACGAUAGGGACAACCGCUUACAAAGGCUGGCAGCCAUACAAUUCCGCCUCCGGUCAGAAGUCUAUUCAGCGACAGUACUCUACUUUUGAUCCUCUUCUCAUUGCCGACCUUAGCAAGGUGCAGAUACGCUGCAAUAACGCUGGUGCCCUUGGUACGGGGUUGUCUGCUACUAUAGCGGCGGGAAGUACGAUAAAAGCGACCUGGACACACUCAGGGUGCAAUAACUGGGACGGCGCUGGCAAAGUUUGGUUCAAAAUCGACCAUCAAGGACUCGUCUCCGGAACACAAAAUGCGGGAAUAUGGGCCGGUGAUGCGAUCGUGGAUACGCUUAACUGGACAACUACCAUCCCGGCGUCACUUGCCCCUGGGGAGUACCUUAUUCGACAUGAACUCCUCGCCCUGCACCAAAGGAACAACCCGCAGUUUUAUCCCGAAUGCGCCCAGCUUAUCGUGACCGGUAGCGGGUCAGCUUCCCCACCCUCCUCAUUCCUUGUGUCUUUUCCAGGCGCGUAUUCGGCGACUGACCCCGGCGUGGCGUUCAAUAUUGAUGGCGAGGCUGCUAAGACGGCAACGUCGUAUCCCAUCCCUGGACCCGCCGUUUGGGAUGGCUCCAGCAAUGCUCCGCAGCAACCUGAGCCUGAGCCGCAACCAACGCCAACGACGCUGCUGACGAGCGCAAAGCCAGAGCCCACCGAACCUAGCUGCGAGGUCGCUCGGUAUGGCCAAUGCGGAGGACUGACAUAUACUGGAUGUACGGUUUGUGCUCCGGGCAGCACAUGUAGAGCUAAUGGGGAUUAUUAUUCUCAAUGUCUAUAG